Messenger RNA from Rosa rugosa (rugosa rose), 2550 nucleotides. RefSeq names its product putative pectinesterase/pectinesterase inhibitor 45. Gene Ontology annotation, biological process: cell wall modification. The coding region runs from base 378 to 2171 and encodes 597 amino acids. The record is from RefSeq and is a predicted model, not a curated record. The transcript is spliced from 3 exons. Lineage: Eukaryota; Viridiplantae; Streptophyta; Magnoliopsida; Rosales; Rosaceae. Gene Ontology annotation, molecular function: pectinesterase activity; pectinesterase inhibitor activity.
CAGAAGUGAACUAUGUUCAUAUAUAGUUUUGAGUGCGGUAGAAAAGUAAUUUUGGGAAGUUGAAUUGUGGAGGAAAGAAUUCGCGGGAGUUGCGGUUGGAAAGGAAAGGACGCUAGCUGCCAUCUUCAACUAACUUCAGUAAAAAAUAGAACACCUAAAAACUCUCCUGACCAGACCUCCUCUGUCAAUUGCCAAAAUAAUAAUGAGACUCAAAUUUCAAACAGAAGAACAGAGAGAAAGGGAGAGGAAAUUUUGGUUAAAGCUGUAGCAUCUUCCUCUUUGCAUCUCUUUCCGCAUCGUAUUUAUUCCCACUGUGUUGUGUGUGGCUGGCCUGAAUUGUUAAGGCAGAGGUUUCUCUGCCUUAGCCACUCUCAGCAAUGGCAUUCCAGGAUUUCGACCAGAUAACUGAGCGCCGAAAGACCGAGAAUGCCCGUAAGCUCAAGAGGAGGAUUAUCAUCGCAGUUGUUGCGGUCAUCCUCCUUGUUGGAAUUAUCGUUGCAGCCAUAGUGAUUGUGAACAAAAUGAAGACGGACAAGGCAACCAAAAAAGCUAGCAAACCUGCUACAGAACCACCAAAGCCCACGGAAGAUCCACCCACCCAAGAUCCAACCAAGAAUGAGACAUCAACUUCUAGCAAGAUUGUACAGCAGAUGUGCGGAUCAACUGAUUACAAGGACAGGUGCAAGGAAGUCUUCAAAAAUACAAAGGACCCCAUCUCUAAACCCAAAGAAGUCAUCAAGACCGCCAUCUCUGGAGCCUCGGAUGAGGCCAAGAGUGCCUUUACCAAAGCCAGCGAGCUCACUUUUGACAAAGAGGAAGACAAGGAAGCCUUUGAGGAUUGCAAGGCACUAUUUGACAAUGCCAAGGAAGAAUUAGAAGAAUCCGUGGAUCAAGUUGGCAACAGUACCACUUCUGGGAAAAUGAGAACCGGUGUCUUGAACAGUUGGUUGAGUGCGGUCAUAUCAUACCAGCAAACAUGCAUUGAUGGGUUUCCUGAUGGAGAUGUGAAGUCUAAAAUGACGGAGACCUUGGAGGCCACCAAGGAGCUCACUAGCAAUUCCCUUGCCAUGAUUUCACUACUUUCCGAAUUAAAGGUACCUGGCAGUGGAGGAUCAUCAGGUUCAUCACGUCGUCUUCUGGCACAGGACAAGGAUGGCUUUCCUUCCUGGCUGACCCAUGAGGAGCGACGGGUGUUGAAGAAAAACGAUGAAAAGCCCACACCCAAUGUCACCGUGGCGAAAGAUGGCAGUGGGAACUACAAAUCCAUUAGUGAAGCAUUGUCGGCCAUGCCUGAAAAAUACGAAGGAAGGUAUAUCAUCUAUGUUAAAGAAGGAGUCUAUGAUGAGACUGUGAAUGUGACAAAGAAGAUGCCAAAUCUUACCAUAUAUGGUGAUGGAUCACAGAAGAGCAUCAUCACUGGGAAUAAGAACAAUGCAGACGGAGUUAAGCUGUUCAACACUGCAACUUUUGUGGCCUUAGGAGAAGGUUUCAUUGCAAAGUCCAUGGGAUUCAGAAACACAGCUGGUCGUGAAAAGCAACAGGCAGUGGCAGCCAGAGUCCUAGGAGACCGUGCUAUUUUCCUCAACUGCCGAUUUGAAGGGUACCAAAACACAUUAUUUGUACAGGCUCAUCGGCAAUUCUAUAAAAGCUGUGUUGUUUCCGGCACCGUUGAUUUUAUCUUCGGUGAUGCUGCUGCUACCUUCCAGAACUGCAUAAUUUAUAUCCGGAAACCUAAGGAAAACCAACAGAACAUAGUUACAGCCCAAGGAAGAACCGACAAACGUGAAACCACGGGAAUAGUGUUGCACAAUUGCAAAAUCUUACCGGACAAAGAAUUUGAGUCUGAGAAAUCCCAAUUCAAGAGUUACCUUGGGAGGCCGUGGAAGGAGUACUCAAGAACCAUAGUGAUGGAGUCUACAAUAGAGGAUGUGAUUGACCAAGAUGGAUGGACUGAAAUGGAUGGAGACUUUGGAACAAAGACUCUAUUUUAUGGUGAGUAUAACAACAACGGACCCAGGUCCAAUACUGAUAACAGAGUGAAAUGGCCUGGCUACAAGGUCCUUAAUAAGGAUGAGGCUAUGGCUUUUACUGUAGGUCCUUUCUUGAAAGGGAAUGCUUGGCUCAAGAAUCUCAAUGGUGUUCCUGUUCGAUUUGGCUUAUUUGGUAACUAGCUAAGGGCUUCAUUUUCAUAUACCAAAAUGAUCAGAAUUUCAAGAAAGAUUAGUGGAAACAUUUGUGUCUCGAAUGAAAGUGAUGUUGUCAAUUUCUUAUUUCAAACUGAUGAUCAUCCAGGCAGAGAAAUUGACAUCCUGUUGUAUCUUGCAACACACUAAUAUACAUUAGCCUUAACAUAAAAAUGAAUUACGUACAACAGAUGUUCAUCUUGUAGAAAACGAAGAAAUGCUAGCUAGGUUGUACUUGUACUCAAAUAUUCAAUGCUAGGUUUCGGAGUUUUCAAAACUGUGUCACAAAGAGGUGGAGACGUCGUCCUUUGUAAGUUGAAGGGUGUAUUUUGGUGCUGCAGAAUAGAAAAAGGAUUCUCAUUUUCUA